CGUCUAAUCAUCCAUCCCUGUCGUGUGUGAACUUAUGGGGCCCUCGCCAGUCUUGCCACAGAUUGAACCUGAAGCUCGUGUUAUGCAUGAUCCAUCCGUUGUCACUCCGGGUGUCGGCGAAUGCGUCGCCGCACUAAUAAACAGCAACUCCCCGCUUCAUCGUUUUCUCCCUUCUUGAACUUUUCUUCAAGGUCCAACUCCCCCUCAGUUCCGCUCAACGGGACAGUCCCAUUAAAAAUGGCCUUCAUCACCAGGCUUGUCAGCAUCACGAACUUUGCCGUUGCCACUACAGCGCUGUGUUUCCAGGUGACCGUUUUAUAUCCUUGGCAUAAGCAGCUCGACGAGGACUUUGAGGCGCUCAAGACAGAACACCUGAAGGUACUGGAUGCCAUCAACAAGCUGACGGGGAGUCAACUUAAACCCGUCGAACCGGCCCAUCCUCGAAAGGGAUCCAGUCUGUGGGAGAAGAUCUCAGGCCGAUAA
Messenger RNA from Podospora bellae-mahoneyi, 483 nucleotides. RefSeq lists its product as uncharacterized. NCBI's taxonomy places the organism in Eukaryota, Fungi, Ascomycota, Sordariomycetes, Sordariales, Podosporaceae. Bases 121 to 483 code for a protein of 120 amino acids. The transcript has 2 exons. The record is from RefSeq and is a predicted model, not a curated record.